AGUCUGUUGGGCUAUAAAAAAUACAAGUGGGAAUAUGAACGCUAUGAUUUGUCAACUCCAAGACCUACCGCCUUACAUGGAGUCCGAAAACAAGAGUUUCGAACCGUGGCGUGACUACAUGAAGUUAGCUGACCUAGUGCGUGAGAUGCAGUUAGGCAAGUUCACCCCAGAACCGUCAACCGUUGAGGGUCAUGACUCCGGGAUAUGGUCGACCAUGGUGGAAUUUGAGGAGUUUCCGCCGCGAGCCUUGCUGUCACCGAUAACACCCGUGGCGACACCACCCCUAUGGCACGAAAUGGAACCCCUGGAUUCCGAAAUCGUCCUCUUGCAUGAAGACGCUCCUUUAUCGCCGAGCAGCACCAAGGGUUCCGAGCCCCCUACAGCACCGUCCAGAUCCCCCGCUGGCACCUGGGACCAGAGUGGGAGAAACACGCCGGAGGAGGAGGUGCCAUCACCCGAGCGCAAGUUCUGCAGCUUCUGCAAAUACAACGGGCAGCCCGAGUCGGUGUUUCUGUCCCACAGCAUCAAGAACCAAGAUGGGGACAUGAUGUGCCGGUACCUGCAGCUAAGUCUUUGCCCUCUCUGCGGGGUCACCGGGGCCCAAGCCGCCACCAUGCACCAUUGUUCACCAUUGGUGUAAAGUACUUUAGUGAAGUACUUGAAAUUACUUCUUAAGUAGUUUUUGGGGUAUCUGUCCUUUACUUGGGCAUCAGAAUGGCGCAGCGGUCUAAAGGCACUGCAACUCAGUGUUUGAGGCGUCACUACAGACAGGGUAUCGCACAGCGUCGUCCGGGUUUGGCCGUCAUUGUAAAUACGAAUUUGUUCUUAAUUGACAUCCCUAAUUAAAUGACGGUUAUUACUUUUACUUCACUACAUUCCUAAAGAAAAUGAUGUACUUUUUACUCCGUACAUUUUCCCCGAUACCCAAAACUAUUAUUCAGAUGUUUUAUGCUCAUCGGGACACGACAAUUGUGUAAUUCACACACUUAUCAAGAGAACAUCCCUACUGCAUCUGAUCUGGCCGACUCACUAAACACAAGCUUCGUUUGUAAAUGAUGUCUGAGUAUUGGAGUGUCAAAUCA
Oncorhynchus mykiss (rainbow trout) is the source of this 1082-nucleotide messenger RNA. NCBI's taxonomy places the organism in Eukaryota, Metazoa, Chordata, Actinopteri, Salmoniformes, Salmonidae. The record is from RefSeq and is a predicted model, not a curated record.